This is a messenger RNA of Arabidopsis arenosa, 822 nucleotides long. The record is from the annotation of a GenBank genome assembly. NCBI's taxonomy places the organism in Eukaryota, Viridiplantae, Streptophyta, Magnoliopsida, Brassicales, Brassicaceae.
AGUGGAAAUCACAAUCACAACAACGCUGAAAACUUAAAUCAGAACAAACAAAAUGGGAUCAUGGAGGAUUAAUCUAACGGCGACAGCAAUAGCUUUAACAAUGGUGGUGGCUAUGGUGGUGGAUGCCGGAGAUGAUAAGGCGAAAGACAAGGAAGAGUGUACGGAGCAGCUGGUUGGUAUGGCCACGUGUCUUCCUUACGUGCAAGGACAGGCAAAAUCUCCAACGCCGGACUGUUGCUCCGGCCUCAAACAAGUUCUUAAUUCCAACAAGAAGUGUCUUUGUGUGAUCAUACAAGAUAGAAAUGAUCCUGAUUUGGGUCUCCAGAUCAACGUCUCUCUAGCUCUUGCUCUUCCUUCUGUUUGUCACGCCACUGCCGAUGUCACUAAAUGCCCUGCUUUGCUUCACUUGGACCCGAAUUCUCCAGAUGCCCAAGUGUUCUAUCAGCUAGCUAAAGGUUCAAACAAAACUGGCCCAGCCUCUGCUCCCACUGGCUUGGCCCCUGGGCCCACCAGCAUGUCUCCCACCGCAGGAUCCGAUGAUGGUAACAACAGUGGUCGAACAACCUCUGUGCCAGGCAGGAACAACGCUCAAAGCUUCUAUAAACAAUGGCUAGGGCUCGAAGUUGUUGUCCAUUUCUUCGUAAUUUUAUAUAUAUUCAUCCUCUUAUAGAUAGAUAAUAAUAACGAAGAGUGAAAAGUAUGUAACGUUGAUUUUGUGAAAUUGCGGUGACGCUGAGUUUUGCAGUUACUGUUUCGAUUAGUAUAUGUAAUUCUAGUUCGUGACAACUCUUCUUGAUACGGUUAUAAAAUCAGUAUAUCAUU